Molecule: messenger RNA, 4101 nt
Organism: Pimephales promelas (fathead minnow)
Lineage: Eukaryota; Metazoa; Chordata; Actinopteri; Cypriniformes; Leuciscidae
Gene: fhad1
Product: forkhead associated phosphopeptide binding domain 1
Molecular function (GO): protein binding
Source: RefSeq, a predicted model, not a curated record
AUAGUCUAUAUAUUUUAAUACAAAAUUCAAUUUAUUUUGACAACCUACGUUCAAGAACCAGCGCGUGCUGCGCGUCUCGAAAGUUUGCAGGGUGGAACCAUUGGUGGAACUGGAAGAUUGACGUCUGCUCACCCAAACAGCACGGACUUCACGCUGUGUUGAAGGCGGGGCAAUACUCUUUUGACGUUGCCAUGACACUCGUACACAACCUAUUUAGAGAAAGCAAGAAACAUGCCCAUGAGCAGCAGGGUCGUACACAGUUUGGACGAAUGCGGAUGAAAACUCGUACUGGUUGAAAUGAGGGGUUACCUCAAAACUCUAAACUGGGUAUUUAAACUCCAGCCUAAAAGAACUACUAUAGGAACACACAAAGACUCUGACCUCUGUCUGCAGAAUAGUGGGGUAGAUGAGUGUCAUGCCACUAUUGACUGGUGUGAAGCGGACAGCUGCUAUGUUAUUCGUGACUUGAACUCUGCCCACGGGACGUACGUCAAUGACUGCCGGAUACACAAUGCCACUGUGCGCCUCUCUCCGGGAGACCGGCUUCACUUUGGCUAUGGAGGAUCAACCUAUGAGCUCUCCACUGACAGCGAAAAAUCAUUUCCUCUUCUGGGUGCCCAGUCUCCCAUUCCGCAGGCCUGGGUACGAGCUCGGACCCCUUCUGUUUCACCCCAUCCUCCCACCAGACCUCGCCCCAUGAGCGCUGGGUCUAAACGGGGUCCAAAUAAACCUGAUCACAAAACCCAGUCCAGCAGACCAGGAAGCUGGAGUGGUAAUACAGGGAAAGUAUGUUAUUUAAGAAGUAAGACACAACCUCACAAUUCUCAAAUCAUUAACUCCUUGCCAAUGGAGGAGGAGGAGAGGUUGCAUUGGCCCGGAGAGGGACACGUUCAUGUGUCUGUAUGCUUUGAGGAUGAUGUGAUCAUGGCCCUGAAGGAGGAAGUGUCAGCUCUGAAGCUCCAGCUGUCUCAGAAGAAGCAGGGUGAUCCAGAUGGCACACACAGACUUUGCUGCCUGGAGAGUGACAUCAAAGAGAAGAAAGAUCAGAUACAGCAGCUAAAGGAGCAGAUGCUGGAACUUCAGGGACGUUCUGGAGAGAUGCUCAGACAGGCUGUUACUGAGAGAGAUCAGAAGAUACGUAGUCUAUCAGAACAGAUGAAUAAACUGAAGAAUGAACAUAAUUCCUCUACAGCGUUGAUUAGCAGUUUGCAGAGAGAUGUGUCUGCUCGAGAGAAACAGGCUCUUAAACUAGCAGCUGAGGUGGACAAACUUAGACAAGAUGUGAGACACAAAGAAGCCAAGCUCACAAGCAUGAUGGACAAGUUGAAAGACUCCCAGAAGCAUCAGAAUGAGUUACUUUCCAGGAAGAGUGAGGCAGAAUCCCUCAAAAAAGAACAGGCUUCUCUGCUGACAGAGAUAGACAGACUGAAGCAGUUUCAUGAGCAGACGCAGCAAAGAGAACAGAGAUUUCAAGCUGAGCUCAAACACACACAGUCAAGGUUUGACAGUUUUCGUAACCAGAUCGUCAAGACUCUGCGUGUUUCUGACAAAGAAUCAGAUCAAAAGGUGUUGGACUGUUUAUCAGAGCUAAUGGAACAGAUGGAGAUGUACAAAACCAAAGUUCAGGACUUUGAAAUGAAAUUCAAAGAGGAAGAUCACACGCACAGUAAAAUGUUGGAUGAGACCCAGAUAUUUAGAGCCAGACUGCAAGAAUGUCAGAGUCGAGUACAAGAUGCAUGCAUGGCGGACACAGUGAAGAUGGAAAUAUCUGGGCUGCAGGUCAUGAAUUUGAGUCCUGCGCUCAGCUGGGUUCAGGAGCAUUCGCUGUUCUUACUGAACGUCCUGCUCACAGUACUGCAAAAUACUGCAGAGAUGUUAAAUACAGCAGGGGUUGAUGUCUCUUUGAAGACUGGAGGAGUAUCAGGUGCCUUACAUAUUUUAUGCCAGGACCACAAUGACGUCCAAUCAGAGCUCAGGAAACUAAAGUCAGAGAUGCAAAAGCUUCAGGAGACAGAGAUGCAUGGCAGAGAUCUUCACAGCAGGCUGGAGUUCAUGCAAAAGCAGUUUGAGCUGGAGAAACUUCAGGCAGCCGAGGGACACAGAGAGAUGAAAAACACACUAAUGCGACAGCUGGAAGAGGUUAAGGAUGACCUUCGGUUAGUGAGACAAAAUGAGAGUGCCUUGCAGAGGGAGAUAGAGACACGCAAGACUGAGUGGCAAACCAAAUUUGAAGAAGCCAAGAUACGAGAAGCAGAGUUGAAAGAAACACUGCGUGAAUUCCAUCUCAAAGAGGAGAGGAACGAGAAGAUGAAGCAGUGUGAGGAAAGAGAGGCGAAGGCCCUGCAGAGAGAAGCUGAAGAGGAGAGAGAGAAACACAGGGUCGAAGUAGAGGAGUACAGGGAGCAGGUGCGACAGCACGCAUACACCAUUGUUGCUAUGGAAACACGAAUAAACAAGGCUCAGCAGAUUGAGGAAAGAUGGAGAGGGAUUGAUGAGGAGAGGGACUCACUGAAGGACCAACUCAAAGAGGCGCUCGAUAGACUGGAGGGCUUUGAAAGCAACAGCACGUCUUGCACAUCAGAAAAACAGGAAAACUCGGAACUGGAUCAAACCAUAAAAUCCCUCCGGGCAUCUCUGGUCUCAUCCCAACAGGAAGUGGUCAGUCAGAGUGAGAUCAUCAAUGCCUUAAGUUGUGACCUGGCCCAGGCUCAUGCUCGGCUCUCUGACAUGACAGGACAACUAAGUGAAGAGCAGAAGUUGGAGUUGGAGAGUCAUAAAGCUUUAGUUGUAGACCAGAAGAUUCAACUGAGCAUGCUCACACAGAAGCUUACCAUGAUGUCACAACUAGUGGAACAGAAAGAUGAAGUAACAAAGAAUCUGGCAGAAAAACUGAGACAAACUGAGGAGGACCUGAAAAUUAAAGCAGCAGCAUACAGAGAGAUGGAGAACACAAGCCUUGUUCCACUUCAGACCUUAAGAAACACUAAAGAUGUGGCACUCAUGACAGCUCCUAAUGAUGUCAUUAAUCAGGGGUCAAAACACAAAGGUCAUCGCGGUGAGGAAGCGAUACUUCAACAGCAGGAAGGUUUGCGUGACAUGAGGGAGCGAAUCAGAGCUCUAGAACAGAAGUGGCCUAGCAAGCGCCUGAACCAGCAGGGGGAGCCAGAGAAGCAGAGUCGGAUGAAGAGAUCUGCAUCGCAGAGGGGAUCCAUAAGUUCUGUGAGUGCUUUUGGGUUCCCUGAAGCUUUGACCGAGGCAGCACGAGAGCGCACAGCCAGACUGGACAUGUCUGAUGCUCUGGAGCUCAGUGAGAGAACAUACCUAGAGCUAGUGCAAGUGCUGCGUGAGGCUCUGGAGCUAAGUGAUGGUGAGAUGUCAGGUUGUGCUAGUUUAAAGCACAUACCUCCUAAUCAGAGACAGCACAUAGUCUCUAUGAGACAAACAGACCUGGAGAUUGUGAGAACCUGCUUAGAAAAACAGAACUCCCAGAGCCAACAGCAACAACUACUGCUGCAGGAGAACCAGAGAGAAAUACACACACUCAGAGAGAGUCAGGUGCUGGGAUACGAGACACAGGGCGAGCUUGAGAGUGUGAAGGCAGAACUGGAGGCUCAGAGACAAGAAACAGACCAGCUUCGCCAGGCUCUACAGGAAAGCAUCAACCAGCUGCAGAGAAAACAGCAGGAUCGCAGUGCAACCAACAGAAAUAAUAGGGGCUUUAGUGCAGAGAGAACUGGCAGAAGCAGUAGAAGAGUGGGCCAUCACAACUGUAUACCAAAUGAAAGCUAUGAAAAGGCCCCUGCAGUGAAGAAACGGAUUUCACAGAUGAAGCCGAAAGAGAGAGAGAGUGAGGUGAAUAAUCUGAAUAAAGAAAUGGGGCAGAAACAGCAGAUCUGUUCAGUGGUGUCUGAUUUGGUCAGCCCUCUGCGAGCCCCAGAGAGCCCCCAAAUCCCCCUGCUCACUGAGGCCCACUGACAUGGACACAACUUAAGACCACCUAAAAUGAUGUACUGUGGAUUAUUCACACUUGGGUACAGUGAUCAACAUUUUUUAAUAUUAAAUGAUGUUAUAAUAUUUCUUAAUAGUGUCAUUUUAUUAUAG